Messenger RNA from Naegleria lovaniensis, 831 nucleotides. RefSeq lists its product as uncharacterized. Gene Ontology annotation, biological process: dephosphorylation. The transcript has a single exon. NCBI's taxonomy places the organism in Eukaryota, Heterolobosea, Eutetramitea, Acrasida, Naegleriidae. The record is from RefSeq and is a predicted model, not a curated record. The coding region runs from base 1 to 831 and encodes 276 amino acids. Gene Ontology annotation, molecular function: phosphatase activity.
AUGUCCAACCGCUGCCGUCCUCAUCCUUCUUCUCUCACAUGUUGCCAUCUGUUGUUGAUUGUUCUGAUCUUCACUUCAUGCGUGAACGCUUCUGUGGAUUCGUAUCGGGUUCGUCUCGUCGAUUCCAAUCCCUCUCUCCAACGAUACCUCUUCCGAGGGAACACUCCAGUGUCUGGCGGUUCUACCUUUGAUUUCACUCUCCUUCAAAGCACUCUUUCACAAGUCGCUCAACAACACUACAAUACGACUCUUCCUGCCCAAUAUUAUUUAGUGGAUAUUUCGUUUUUAUUUGAGACGCAACAAGAUUUGAAAGUAGAGAAACAAUUCUUUCAGCAAAAUCCACACCUGGGUGGCCUUGCACAUUGGACCAUAUUGGGUGCGUUGGUGAAUGCCACAGAUUUACCCGAUUGGCUUCGGAAGGAAUUGGCAUUGAAUGAAGCAAAAUGGGACGUGGAAGAUCAAUUAUUGAGUCGUGUGCCACAAUUACAUGCAUGGGUGUGGGAGAAGGAGAGUAUUCAUUCGAAUCAUCAUCAUCAUGAUGAUAAUUUAUUUAAAUAUUAUGUGGAUGGAACUCCAAUUGUUUUUUACAUGCAUUGUGAAGCUGGAAUGGAUCGUACAGGAGAGGUUUCUGGAGCUUAUUAUUUGAAAUAUUUCAAAUGGACCUUUUUACAAACCUUGAAUUAUGAUUACAAUAUUGAGGAGAAGCCAAGACCAAUUGGAUGGGCAAAUCAAAAUGCAUUGAAUUGGUUUUGUUGGCAUUUGUUUUAUACAGAGGGUUAUCCUUUGGAUUGUGGCAAGUCAUUGCCUCGAUUAAAGCCCAUGGGUGUGUAA